UUUUAAGUUAUUUUGUAGCCAUUCAGCCAUUAAUGUUAUGUACAGUAAGAUUAGGGUGUUCAUGGUUGUGAAUGGUCCUGGAAGUCAGGUGGGAGGUGAGCCAAAUUCAACUGAUCGGUGUCCAACAAGUAGCUCAACGUAUAACAGCUUCUCAAUGCAUGUACCAAAUAAAUAUCAGUCAAUCCAACACCAGAGAAAUGGACCCCUUCUCCCAGCUGUUUAAUUUUUUUUUUUUUUACACUCCAAAAGAUUGCAAUCCUUCACAUUCAUCAAUCCAAACCCAGAAAAUGGAGUCAAUGAAAGCUUGGUAAUGAAAAGGAAUCCUAUCCUUUUCUUCUUUUAUAGAUAUUCUUUAACAGUAGUAAGAAAUGAACUACUGAUGGAGAAUUUGCAGAAUAAUAUGAGUGAAUUUCCGUUCAUGAUUUGCCCCUUCAACUCUAAUGCUUGUUAAUGCGUGCAGGAAAGGGACAAGUAAUAAAAAUAGGCAUGAAGUUAGUAGUGUGUAAUACAAAAUAUCAAAGUAUAGAGUAGUGUUGGGUUAUUGCAAGUAAAAAAGGAACUUAAAAUCUCAGCCAUGCAAUAAUAAUAGUACACAGCUUUAGGACAAGCAAAGAACAUAGAAAUACACCAAGAAGCUAAAAAACAAGGAAGGGAACAAAGAAAGAAACAAUGUCAGAAAUCUCUUUAUUAUUAUUAUUAUUAUUUCUCAUCCAUCUUGGAUCUCCUCUGACAACAAAACCCAAGAUCUUCUUCUGACAUAAAAUUCCAAAAUCCUUUUUUUUUUUCUCUUAUCCAGUUGCUUCUUUUUCUUUUUCUUUUUUCUAUCACUUUGAUCCCAGACCAAACUCUGUCUCCACCAAAUCCCAAGGUGCUUUUCCAGCUAAGUCUGUUGCUCAAACACGCCACACAGUGAAGGUGCCAAAAGCGAUUUAACUCAGAUUCAAGUUGAGUAAGCCCAUACCCAACUUUGCUCCUUUGUCUCAGACUUGUCAUCUACUCAGAUAAAUGCUGUCUUCUAUUUCUUUGGUUAUAUACUUCCACCUACUGGGAUUCUAGUAUAUUGUAGACCAAACAAAAAACUUGACCCCAGAUUGAAUCUUGGUCUUCCUGCUUACUCAAAAAUGGUUAAAUCCUGUUGGAAUCCAUCGGCUGAGGGUGAUUCUGGUGGGCGUGUUGAUGGUUUGUUGUGGUGUAAAGAUCUGGGGCAACAUAUGUAUGGCGAAUUUUCCAUGGCCGUGAUUCAAGCUAAUAGUAUGUUGGAGGAUCAAAGCCAAAUCGAAUCAGGGCCGUUGAGUUCGACUACUUCCGGUCCUUACGGGACUUUCAUCGGUGUUUAUGAUGGACAUGGUGGAACUGAAGCUUCCCGCUACGUCAAUGACAACCUUUUCAGCAAUCUUAAGUCAUUUGCAUCUGAGCAUCAAGAAAUAUCAGCAGAUGUUCUGAGAAAAGCUUUCUCAACAACAGAAGAGAACUUUCUUUCGCUUGUGAGGAAAGAAUGGCAUGUAAAGCCACAUGUGGCGUCUGUGGGAUCUUGUUGUUUGAUAGGGAUUAUCUGCAAUGGACUGCUAUAUAUUGCUAAUGCAGGUGAUUCCAGAGUGGUGUUAGGCAGAUCAGGAAGAGGAACAAAGCAAGCUAAAGCAAUGCAAUUAUCCGUAGAGCAUAAUGCAAGUAUAGAGACUGUAAGAGAAGAGCUUCGGUCAUUGCAUCCCAAUGAUCCACAUAUCGUUGUGAUGAAACACAGAGUUUGGCGUGUCAAGGGCUUGAUACAGAUUUCAAGGUGCAUUGGUGAUGCGUAUCUAAAGAAGGCAGAGUUCAACAAAGAGCCUCUUUUACCUAAAUUUAGACUGCCUGAACCCUUCCAAAAGCCGAUCCUUAGUGCUGAGCCAUCAGUGUUGGUACACAAACUACAACCAGAUGAUCAGUUUCUCAUAUUUGCUUCUGAUGGUCUGUGGGAGCACAUUAGCAACCAGGAGGCUGUAAAGAUUGUUCAGACUAGUCCGCGAAAUGGAAUUGCGAGGAGACUUAUCAAAGCUGCACUCAAGGAAGCAGCAAAAAAGAGAGAAAUGAGGUACUCAGACCUGAGAAAGAUUGAUAGAGGGGUGAGGAGGCAUUUUCAUGAUGAUAUCACAGUCGUGGUUGUGUUUAUAGAUCCCAACUUGAUCAAUGGGGGCUCCUCCUCCUACUUUCCAUUAUCGAUAAAAGGUGGACGACUAGCUGCUGGUGCCGGUGUCCCAUAGCCGGCAAAGAUUGGAGCAAAAUUUCUAAAAAUUUAUCCUCCAUGGCCAUGCUUAAAGAAGCAGAGGCAACAACUUUCUUUAGCAUUCCCAUCAAGGGUAAUAGUAUAGUAUAGUUUGAGACUGGUUAUUGCCAGAGAAACUUAGGAUCAUGAGACUGCAAGAUAAUCUGUAGAUAUGAUUUCCAUGUAAUUUAAUAGUUGAUUGUUUGCUCUCCUUCAAAAUGCAACUUUCUUUGCCACCAUUGCCGAUAA
Gossypium arboreum is the source of this 2488-nucleotide messenger RNA. RefSeq names its product probable protein phosphatase 2C 38. The record is from RefSeq and is a predicted model, not a curated record. Lineage: Eukaryota; Viridiplantae; Streptophyta; Magnoliopsida; Malvales; Malvaceae. Gene Ontology annotation, biological process: protein dephosphorylation. Bases 1122 to 2237 code for a protein of 371 amino acids. Gene Ontology annotation, molecular function: protein serine/threonine phosphatase activity; cation binding. The transcript has 5 exons.